Ipomoea triloba (trilobed morning glory) is the source of this 6139-nucleotide messenger RNA. RefSeq lists its product as uncharacterized. Gene Ontology annotation, biological process: regulation of transcription by RNA polymerase II. Lineage: Eukaryota; Viridiplantae; Streptophyta; Magnoliopsida; Solanales; Convolvulaceae. The record is from RefSeq and is a predicted model, not a curated record. Gene Ontology annotation, cellular component: piccolo histone acetyltransferase complex. The transcript has 5 exons. Bases 293 to 5407 code for a protein of 1704 amino acids.
UUCACUUUUUCUUUGUAGAGAAAAGGAGGUUUAAAUACCCAAAAAGCCAAAAAAGAAUCAAAAAAAAGAAAAAAAUUAUUCAAAAAAAUUAUUUUUUCUGAUGCAUCAAAAUUAGGGUUCCAAAUCAAACCUACUCUUUCUCAUUCCAUCUCAAUUUCCCCGAUCCGAACACCGAAAUUGAUCUCCCUCACUUCGAUUUUUUCGAGGCAAGAUCUGGAAUUUUGGGUGUUGAAUUUGCAUGAUGGUGUGUGAGAGUUUUUGUAUGUGAAUUGAGUGAUAUCUGUUGGUGGCAAUGAGUGCGGAGAAGUUGGGAGGCUUGGUGAAUUUGAAGAAAAAGAGGUCUUUGGAUCUUCAGACCUUGUAUCAAUCUGAUGGUGAUAACAAGGGGAGGAGUGAUAGUAAGGGGAAGCGUGAGGAAGAGAAGGAGGGCAAUGAGACUCGGAAAAAGAGGAAGAGGAAAGGUGUAAAGGAGGUGGCUUUGACUAGGUUGGAGCUGGUUGAAAAGAAUAGUAGUAGAGCAGAUGAUGAAGGUGUCAAUGGGGUGAAUGCUGGGUCAGUUGAGCUGCAGCAAUUAUGUUCAGGUUUUGUUAACAGGUGGAAUAAAAUUUCUUAUGGCUUUUUGGGUGACAAUGGUGAUCCUAUUCCGAUCCCCAAGCGCCCACGCAAAGUUUUGGGCUGCAAGAAUUCUAAAAACCAGUCAGUUUCUCAGUCACCGAGGAUGCAGAGUUCUUCAGAGAAGUUGGAGGAUGCUCAUCUGCCUAAGAAGCCAGGGUUGUCAGGUAAUGAAGCCAGUGCUGGUAGUGGUGACCAGAUGGUUAAGUCAAGUAAAGCUUCUGUAGGGAAUGUUGUUGACAAGUUAAAGCAGAAGGUGGGUGUUGAUGAGUCUAAGGGACGUAGGGCUGCUCAUCUGCCAAAGAAGCCAGGCUUAUCAGUAAAUGAAUCCAGUGCUGAUGAUGGUAUGGCUAAGUUGGGCAAACAUUUUGUGGCAAAUGCUGCUAGUGAGAAGCAAAAGCAGAAGGUGGGUGUUGAUGAGUCUAAGGGAAGUAAGAAAAAUCAUCUGCCUAAGAAGCCAGGCUUAUCGGGCAGUGAAACCAGUGCUGGUGACAAGAUCUCUAAGUUGGGUAAAGCUUCUUCAGGCAAUGCCAACGGCAAGAUUAAGUCGAAGGUGGGUGUAGAGGGGUCUAAGGGAAGUAAGAAUGGCAGGGAUACUUCAGCUCAGCACACUAUGAUGGAGGAUGCUCACACUACUGUAAAAAAUGCUGAUGCAUCUUCGAAAAAGUGCCGCAGCACUCAUAGGAAGAGGAAGGAUCCGCCAUCUAGUAUUGGGGAUUCUGUGAAGAAUGCUGAGCCUCCAGGAGAUAAUGCAAGUCGUUAUUGUGAUGAUUUUCAAGAUGAUGAUGAUGAGGAAAACCUUGAGCAAAAUGCUGCCAGGAUGCUAUCUUCUAGAUUUGAUCCACGCUGCACAGGUUUUGCUUCAAAAAGCAAAGCUUCUGUAUUAUCAUCUGCCAACCAGGUGUCUUCUUUUAUCUCUUCUUCUAAGGAUCUGACUAGUCGGGAUGCAAACUCCUUAGCCAGCCCAAUGAGAAAAGAUAAUAAAGAGAAGGGUGCUCCAAGGAAACGCCGUCAUUUCUACGAAGUUCUUUUGAAGGACUUGGAUGUAUAUUGGGUUUUGAAUAAAAGGAUCCAAGUAUUUUGUCCAUUAGAUGAGACUUGGUGUUGUGGCCUUCUAAAGGACUAUGACCCUGAAAAGAGGCUCCAUCAAGUCAAGUAUGAUGGUCGAGAUGAAGUAUGGAUCAAUCUUGAAAAUGAAAGAUUUAAGCUCUUGCUUUUCCCAAGUGAAGUUCCUGGAAAGGACAAGCCCAGAAGAUCUGCUAAAGGCAGUAGAAGUGUUCAAGAAGAUAAAAUAGAUUUGGAUAUUGACGAGGACAGCCAUUCAGGGAGUUAUUUGGAGUCUGAACCCAUUAUCUCAUGGUUGGCUCAUCGAGUUAAAUCUUCCUCUAGGCCUUUGAAGAAACAGAAAACAUCAGAAUUGUCUUCAUCUAUAUUGUCAUCACCAUCUCAUGACCAAAGCGAGGACACAAAAGACAGUAUAGGCUCCUUGGAUAGAUUUGGCAAGAAACCAGAGUGUGGUCCUCCAUUGCUGAACUUGGUAACUGAUGAGGAAAAGGCUAGGAAGUCUUUCAUUGGAAGUCAUUGGGAUUCAGAGAAUAAAAAACCAGUUGUUUACGUGAGAAGGCGUUUUCGGAAGAAAGAUAUAGGACAUUCACUCUCUGAAAAUGACACUGAAUGUGGAAGGAUGGUACUAGCUGCUUCCACAGUGGAUGAGUUGACUCCACAAUCUGAAGUGGCUUCCCUUCAGGGCUCAGAUAAUGAGUUUUUGUUGUGGUCUCUUGAUGAUGAAGGCCUGCUAAGCUUAAGUUUGCCAUUUGUAGAAUCCAAACAGUUCACCUUUGAUAUACACCUGCCUACUCUAUCUUUUCUUCAGCAUGAUGCAGAGUACAUCUGGCUGUCUCAUACACUGUUGUUGCUGCAAUAUGGUGCAAUUGUGAAAAAAUGGCCAGAAGUUAUUCUAGAGAUGCUUUUCGUUGACAAUACUGUUGGACUGAGGUUUCUUUUGUUUGAAUGUUGCUUAAAGGAGGCUAUGGUUCUCGCUUUCAUUGUUAUGGCAUUGUUUAGUCCACCCGGUGAACACUGGGAGUUAGAAGAUACUCAGUUGCCUGUUACUUCUGUAAGGUUUAAAUUUUCAAGAGUUCAAGAUCUUAAGAAGCAGAAAGUAUUUGUAUUCUACAGCUUUUCAAAACUAGAAAGCUCAAAGUGGUUGUAUCUGGACUCUAAGCUCCGGUACCAUAGUUUACUUGCUAAACGGCUAUCUCUUUCCGAAUGUACAUAUGAAAACAUCAAAUCCCUUGAAUGUCCAAGUCAUCAGUUUUCAGCACACAAUCAUCAACAAUCUCCCUCAUCAGAGAAUUUGCAAAGGAAGUCUGUGCUGUGUAGUUUGGCGACAGGCAUCUCCAAAGAUUCCCGCCAUGUGAGGAUGAGCCUUCCUGCUUCUAGCUCUGAUUCAAAACUUGGACAAGUUCUUCCAUUUGCUCUUUCAUUUGCUGCUGCACCUGCUCUAUUCGUGAGUCUGCAUUUACACCUGUUGAUGGAACGUAACUUUGCAUGUCUUAGCCUUCAAAAUCAUGAUCCACCAUGUUCAGUUGUCAGCUCUGAUAUAACUGGCCAGCAUGCUACACCUGAUGCCAGUUUAGGGAUGAAGUGCUAUGAGAAUGUUCUAGACACAACCUCUGAAGAUAAUGUGGAACCCUUGCUCCCUGUAGCUACUUCGACUGACAUUGACGGUUUGGAGAAGAAUGCUUCUGAAUUGGUUGUGUCUCAAAUCAAAAGUGGUGCCAGUGAUCAACAGUCAUACCCAGUUGUUGUAUCUCCACAAUCUGGUCUAGACCACAUCAGUAUUGAAAUUCCUUCAUCAGAUCAUAUUGACCGGCCUUCUGAUGGAAAAGAACCUUUCUCUAGAUGUGCUUCUGACUUGACUUCAAAUGUGAGUGAUGGCAUUCCCCAAAGCCCCAAUCAUAUUGGUCCCAGGAGUUCAGUGCAUCGCAACAGAAACAACUCACUUUCUUCACCGGUUGGAGAACUUUCACCUGUGUGGUCAGAUGGGAAGACAGGCUUCAUACGCAGUGGCUUUGUUAGUGGCCCUAAGAAACCAAGAACUCAGGUCCAUUACACAUUGCCAUAUGGAGGUUAUGAUUCUGGAUCAAGACACAAAAUCCAAGGGCAAAAGACUCUUCCUUGUAAACGAAUCAGGAGAGCUAGCGAGAAGAAGAUUUCAGAUAGUGGUAGGAGUUCUCAAAGAAAUAUUGAGUUGUUGGCAUGUGAUGCAAACAUAUUAGUUACUAUUGGAGACAAAGGAUGGAGAGAAAAUGGUGCACGGGUAGUCUUAGAAGUUGCAGAUCACAAUGAAUGGCGACUUGCUAUUAAACUUUCUGGAUCUACAAAGUACUCAUAUAAGGUUCAUAAUAUUUUGCAACCUGGGUCCACUAACCGCUUCACUCAUGCCAUGAUGUGGAAGGGCGGAAAGGAUUGGGUUUUGGAGUUUCCUGACAGGAGUCAGUGGACACUGUUCAAGGAGAUGUAUGAAGAAUGCCACAAUCGAAAUAUCCGUGCUGCUUUGAUUAAGAAUAUACCUAUUCCUGGUGUCCGCUUGAUUGAAGAAAUGGAAGAUAAUGCAACUUAUGUCCCAUUUGCUCGCAAUUUUUCUAAUUACUUUCAUCAGAUUGAAAGUGAUAUUGACAUGGCGAUGAAUACUUCACGAAUCUUGUAUGACAUGGAUAGUGAUGAUGAGUGCUGGCUUUCAACCAACCAAACUUCUUCAGACUCCAGUGGAAAUGAGAUAUCAGAUGAAUUGUUUGAAAAGACAAUGGACAUGCUUGAAAAAGUUGCUUAUGCAGAGCAACGUGAGAACUUCACAUCUGAGGAGCUAGAAGAGUUUAUGGCAGGAGUAGCUGUUAUGGAAGCAGUAAAAUCUAUUUAUGAACAUUGGAAGCUGAAAAGGCAGAAAAUGGGCAUGCCAUUAGUACGUCAUCUCCAGCGUCCUUUGUGGGAAAGGUAUCAGCAGCAAGUGAAAGACUGGGAGCAAGCUGUUUCCAGGGCUGCUGCUGUCAAUCAUGGGAAAGCACCUCCUAUUGAGAAACCACCUAUGUUUGCUUUUUGUUUGAAGCCACGAGGUUUGGAUAUCCCUAGCAGGGGUUCAAAACAACGUUCGCAGAAGAAAAUUUCGGUUUCUGGCAACAACCAUACUGUCAUAAGGGAUCAAGAUGGUUUCCAUGCUUAUGGGAGGAGAAUAAAUGGAUAUGCUCUUGGAGAUGAGAUGGUCGUGUAUGCUGGCAACAACCAUGAAUCUUUGGAUGCUUCUCCACCCUUUUAUGCUUCGAGAAGGGUCUUUUCUCCGCGUGAGGCUGGUGUUGGAUAUUUCUCUUUGAACAAUGAUGGCUUUGAGUGGAACCAUCACCCAAAGUUUCAGAGGAACAAAUCAAAGAGGAUUGGGACAUUUAUGCCUUCGAGUAACGGGCAUCUGGUGGGUUCUUAUGACCGGAGAACCAUAAAGAGAAAUGGUGUUCAUCAGUGGAAUAUGGGAUUGUCUGAUUGGCCAAGUUCGAAGCUUGACCAUCUUGAAGGUACUUAUAGGCAUAACAUGGGGCAGUUUGAUAUUCCAAAUGUUCAGGAGUUCAGGCUGCGUGAUGCAUCAAGUGCAGCUAAGCAUGCUUUUACUGUAGCAAAACAAAAGAGGGAAAAGGCACAGAGAUUACUAUACAUGGCAGAUGUGGCUAUCCACAAAGCUGUAGUAGCUCUCAUGAAUGUGGAUGCAAUGAAAGCUUCUACUGAGAGUGCAAAUGGCAAUGGCUAGUAUUAUCGCCAUGUUAAUAUGUGAUUGUUGGGGAUUUAGUUCCUGGACCUCUUAGCUCUGGCUCCUGCAGCCAAGACCUUAUGCUACUUUCGACAAUACAGGUUUUUCACAGAACGGAUUUUGAUCCAACUUUUUCAAUGAUGUGUAGCCUUCCAUCAUUGUCCAUAAAGUAUAGAGUGUAGAUUCCUGACAUGAUGGCUGGAGCAGCAGUCAUUGGAGCAGUAACUUCUCGCUUCUGCCCAGUCAUGAUGCUACAGUCCUCAUAAUAUGACAUUAUCAUCGUUAUCAAGAAAGUUUUGAUACAUAAAAUCUAUAUCCCUUUUGCGCAAUAGUUUUUCCCUGGGGAGCAGGUUUGUUUUCAGUUCCUUGCACAACUGAUUUGACGCUUUGUGGCGCUGACAGGGUGCAACCCUUCGGAUUUUGCUUCUGUCCCCUGUUGUACAGAAUGAUGUUGCUCUCACUCUCUCUUUUCUUCUUUUUUUGUUUUCUGGUCUCUUUAGCUCCUGUUAACCCGCCCUAAAUAAUAUAAAACCAUUUCUAGAAACUAUACAUGGUGGAAUUUCAUUUUAGAAUAGGGCAUUGGAGUAGCUGUUUUUUUUUUAGUAUUGUGGAGAGCACCUUUGUGUAGGGAAACAAAAGAUUUGCUGUAAGUAAACAAAAUUUCUGGUUCACCAUGACUGGUAUAUAUCUAGUAGUUUAUUAUAGCUGCUUCAUUUUCUUGUGCAUUAUGGU